ACCUCGUCCCUCCGCGCCAGAUGUGGACUCCCAGUUUCAGCGCCUUCUCCGGAGACUGACCCCCACAUUGCCCCUCCUCCCCGGCGCUUCCUGGGUCGGGCCUGCCCGCACUCUUCCCAGGAGAUUGCCCCGCCACGGUUCAGGGGAUGUGGGCAUGCAGUGUGGAACUGGGAUCGGCUCGGGGAGUCAUGUGCUUUGCGUAUCUUGGAAGUAGGUGGUGAAGAUUUGACAGGAAUCAGCAGAACGAGUUCUCAGAGUUUCCUGUGUGGGAGAUUAGAGCUGGUUUCGGUCCACGCUGCCGCAUUUUCCCGAUGGAUUCCAUUCACUCCCAAACUGAUGGAGCAGAGGAUCUGGAGGAUGAGGAGGGCCCCACAGCACCCCCUAUUGAAAUGCUGGACCAGGUGACAGGCUAUGAGGGGACAGUUGCUGGCGGUGACGGAAACUACAUUUGUCCACCAACUCACCCGUCGGACAAGAGGGAGCGACCACAGCCCCAGCUGGAGUGGAGAAUUCCAUCCAUCACUGAAGAUGCAGCGAGAGAGGCGUUGGCGCAGUUUGCGACAGUUCACUGCUGUUACAGUGGCAGACCCGUCCGCGAGAUGGUCUUUCAGGACCUCAUGCCGUUCAACAUGUACAGGUAUCGCCUCGAGACCUUCACUGAAUCCCGGCUAACUGAAUGGACUCAUGUGCCCUUCACUGGCCAGUCUGUGGAUAGCAGUGCGUGUGGAACCCCUCCCCUUCCAUGGGACGUCACAGUCAAGAUACCACCAAUGUUUCAGGACUUCACGAAGAAACUCCCAGUUCCUCACACCGCAGCUGUCAAGCGGUGCCACAAGUGCAAGGGCAGAGGGAAGUACCGGUGUUCACAGUGCGGUGGAAAAGGAAAGCUGAAGUGUCUCUCAUGCGGAGGACGAGGGCUGUCACACGGGAAUAAGAGGUGCAUCCAGUGUGGGGGGAGUGGCUCGAAAAGGUGUGGACCUUGCCUAGGCCGAGGCACUCGAUCCUGCCACGUCUGCAAAACCAGUGGCCAGCUACUGUUCUACAUUCAACUGACAAUAAGAUGGACCAAUAACAUCUUUGAACAGGUAGCUGACCAACAAAUCGGACUUCCUGUGACACUCUUCAGUAAUGUGACGGGGCAGAAUGUCUUUGCUGAUGAAAACUACCAGGUUUAUCCCAUAGUCGGUUUUCCGGACUCUCUAAUUGAUCAGAUCUCCCACCGUGGAGUUCAGGAACACCAGGACAAGUUUGGAAGAACCAUGUGUAUCCUCCAACAGCGGCAAACUAUUGAACUGAUUCCCGUGACCAAAGUGCUCUUCCAAUGGAAAAGUCAGGAGCACAGUUACUUUGUGUACGGCACAGAAGACAAUGUCUACGCUCCAGACUAUCCCGGCAAGUGUCGCUGCAACAUUCUCUGAUCCCUUCCCUCGUCUCCAGUGUCUGUCUGACUCAGCUCAGUCGGAGCAUGGAGAUAGGUGAGGAUGUUCAAUGGCGUUACUUAGAAGAAUGAGAGCUGAGCUGCUGUGUUUCAGCAUCAUGUUUGUUCCCCUCCAUUAACGCUAGCAGAAGAAUUCCUCAGACAUCCCCCUGACGUGUAAGAUUUGGGUACUAUGACUGCAUCCUUUCCCUGCAAAAUAACUGCUGCCUUUUGUCACAGCUAGACUAUUCUGAGAGGCUUCAUAAAGAUGUGUAUUUAGAUUUUCAAAUGCUCUCUGGAACAUACAGUUUCACUUUCCACUUUCCACUCAUUUAUUCAUAAACCAAUGCCUCACUGCUUCCCUGCUCCUCUACCCCACCCUCACAUCUCAAUGUAUUCACAGCUCUGGCUGUGAUUUUCUUUUUUAAAUGUGUGUUUAAUCUGAGCAUUGGUGGUAAGGCUGCUAAUUAUCCCACAGUGCACUUGUGGAGAUGAUGCCAAGCAUUGGCAAAGAGCUAACUGAUAAGGCUGGUCUUCCUUUGCUGUUAACCAUGCACAGUUGGAUUGUACAGCAGAAAAUUGGAUGGAGAGUCAAUAUUUAGCUACUGGUACCCUUCAGAAGCCUGACAAUCUGCUAGCAGGACAGAGUGAUGGCCAGUAACACUUAAGGAAGAUGACUCAAUGCAUAAUCUGCUGGAGCAACUCAACAGAUCGAGCUGCAUCCAUGGGAGGAGAGGAAUUGUCAGUGUUUUGGGUCAAACCCCUGCAUCAGGGUCCAAAACGUUGAUGAUUCUUUUCCUUCCACAGAUGCUGCUUGACCACCCCCUGAGAUUUUCUAACAGGUGACCCCACCCCAUUGUAAGCAGGCUUUCUCAACCAUUACCAUAGGCAAACCAGCCGACACCCACCUGAAGGAUAACGCAAAAAAAAAAUUUGUUAGUUCCUGUGCCUGACUCCAUGUUGCUAUCAAAACUGUGCCUCCAUAUUAAAAACCUCAGAAAGGCAUCAAAUGAUAUAUGGUAGUCAAGGCCUGACAUGUGACUGACUCCCAUCAGCAGCUAGGUUUCCAGAGAAACCAUUAACCAAGGUUCGUGAGCUGAAGUGUAUUGUGAUACCAACCAGAAUCCAGGUGUGGAUAUGUUGGGGAGCCCAGCUAUUUACAGAAUGCUGCCAGGACUACUACCAUUCGCAAAUGCAGAUCUUAUUCUGAACCAGCAUGGUGAGAAAGAGAAAAGAUGAUUCACAUAUUAUUCAAAGUAUCUUUAAUGUACACAAACAUAUAAACAAUGUAUAUACAUAUUUGUAUAGGGUAAAAAUAAGUAGAUAUACACACUAUAUGUCAGAAUAAAACUAUAAAUGUGUUAUGUCUGUAUUAAAGUAAAAUAUCUAUCCAUUUAAAAACUCAAAGCAAUAAUAUGGAGAAAUGUAAAUACUUACUAUAAUAAAAUGUGCAUUUUUUGUAUAAAAUGGUAUCCCUGUCCAUGGCUAUAGUAAAUGGCAGGAAGUAGUUGUCACUCUCCAAAAUGCUCACCCACAGAGAGACCUAACACCUGGCAUCAGCUACAGUAUGGUCUCUCCUCUAAUCGGCCUGUCUACAUCCUGUGUCAGGAAUUCUUCCUAGACACACCUAAUAAAUUCCAGUCCACCUCAACCUUUCACAUUAAGGAGGCACCAGGCAACAUCAGAGGAGUUGAAGUCACCCAUGGCAUUUCGCAGCUUCCCAAAACCUAGCUCUUGAUCUGUUCCUCUCCCUGUCGCUCUUGGAAAGACGCUAUUGACGUUUAUGGAAAACUAAAUACAGUAAAGGUAGAAAAGAGGAUUUUAAAAUAGAGUCU
Molecule: messenger RNA, 3252 nt
Organism: Hypanus sabinus (Atlantic stingray)
Lineage: Eukaryota; Metazoa; Chordata; Chondrichthyes; Myliobatiformes; Dasyatidae
Product: protein SSUH2 homolog
Exons: 12
Coding region: 312-1418 (368 amino acids)
Source: RefSeq, a predicted model, not a curated record